AUGGCCGCGGAGGGGGCCACGGACGACGAGGUCUCGGGGUUCGUGCGCUCGGUCUACACGCUGCUGCGCGUGUGCGACGCCGAGAUCGCCGGCUGGUCGCACGACGGCCUCCAGGUUGUCAUCUUCGACCCCGCGCGCUUCGCGUCCGAGCUCUGCCCCAAGUUCUUCCGCCACCGCACCUUCCAGUCGUUCACGCGGCUGCUCAACAUGUACCAGUUCCACAGGGUGCCAUCGGCGCAGCGCGACUCGAAGCACGUCGUGUUUGCGCACCCGAACUUUCAGCGCACGCGCGAGGACCUCCUGCCGCUCAUCCAGCGCAAGUCCUCCUCGGCGUGCCGCGCGCCUGACUGCGGCGUGUGCAAGGAGUGCCGCGACAAGCCCAAGUUUGGCGGCGCGGGCAUCCGCAAGAAGCCAUGCAUUGGCCGCAUCUGCAUCGGCGGCGGCGCGGCCGCGGCCGCGGGCGGCGCAAGCGGCGGCGCCGGCGCAGCCUCCGUCGCUGCCUCGUCACAUGCUCCGGUGGCAGAGGCUCCGGUGGCAGAGGCUCCGGUGGCAGAGGCUCCGGUGGCAGAGGCUCCGGUGGCAGGGCAGGCGUCGGCGGCACCGCCGGGCGAGGCGGCAGAAGGCGCAGCCGCUGCCGAGCCGGUGGUGGAGGAGGCGCCGGCGGCGCCGGCGGCGGCAGGGGCAGAAGAGCCGGCGCCGCCGGAGGAGGGAGCGGCGGCGGCGGCGGCGGCGGCAGCGGCGCCCGUGGCGGUUGCGGAGGGUUUGCGUCUGCAUUUGUCUAGCAGCAGCAUCACGGGCUACAAGGGCGUGUACUCGCGAGACGGCCGCUUCCACGCGCAGCACAGUGUGGGCGGAAGAAAUGUCCCACUAGGCCGCUUCGAUACGGCGGUGGAGGCGGCGGUGGCCUAUGCGCGUGCGGCCGGCGAGUACCAGCCUCCAGCUCCUCCGACGGUGGCGACAGAGGCAGAGGGGCUGAAGCUGCACCUCUCCAGCAGCAACGUGACCAGCUACAAGGGCGUGUACAAGCACCCAUCCGGCCGCUUCCAGGCGGAGCACUAUGUGCGCGGAAGGCAGGUCCACCUCGGCAUCUUCGACACGGCGGUGGAGGCGGCGGUGGCGUACGCGCGGGCGGUCGGGGAGGCGCCGGAAGCGGGCUCGGCGGUGGCAGCAGCAGCAGGGCAGGCGUCGGCGGCACCGCUGGGUAAGGCGGCAGAAGGCGCAGCCGCUGCCGAGCCGUCAGUGCAGGAGGCGGCGGGCGCGGCGGCGGCGGCAGGGACAGAGGAGCCGGCGCCGUUGGAGGAGGGAGCGGCGGCGGCGGCGGCGGCAGCGGAGGCGCCCGUGGCGGAGGCGCCCCUGGUGGCGUACGCGCGGGCGGUCGAAGAGGCGGCGGCGGCGGCGACAGCGGCGGCGGCGGCGACAGCAGGGGCGGUGGCGGCGGGCGCUGAGCCGGCGGGAGCCGAGCCGACGGGAGCUGAGCAGCAAACUCGCUCCUCCGACCGCGGCGCGCGCCCGGUCGUGCGCUUUGAGGCCGGCCCGGCGCCCGAUCCGUGCGAGAUCGACCUCUCCUGGCUGGAGCUGCUGCCGCCUCGCCUCCUCAAGCCGCUCUGCGAUCAGAAGGGCCUGAGUGUGGGGUGGGACAGCUCGGAGGCUCUGGCGAAGCGGCUGCGCGCCAGCGGCGGCCUGAGCGGGGAGCAGCUCAAGGAGCUGUGCGAUGCUCCAGAGGUCGGAGUCCAAUCAUACGGCUCCAAGGCGGAGAUCGCGCAGCGCAUCGGCGCCAAGCUGGCGGCGGCGGCCAAGUCCUCCUCCUCCGCGGGCGUCGGCGGCGGUGCGGCCGCGGCCGCGGGCGGCGCGAGCGGCGGCGCCGGCGCAGCCUCCGUCGCUGCCUCGUCACAUGCGCCGGUGGCGGAGGAGGAGGCUCCGGUGGCAGAGGCGGAGGGCUUGCGCUUGCACUUGUCCAGCGCCGCCGCCACCGGCUACAAGGGCGUGCUCAAGCAUGCUUCUGGCCGCUUGCCGUACAGUGUACGGUACGGCGGAACCAAGGUCUGCCUCGGGAACUUCGGCACGGCGGUGGAGGCGGCGGUGGCGUACGCGCGGGCGGUCGAAGAGGCGGCGGCGAAGGCAAACGCGGCCAAGCCCAAGGCGAGCUCCAUCAUGCGCCGAUGCGGGACCUGCCCGGCGUGCCGCGCGCCUGACUGCGGCGUGUGCAAGGAGUGCCGCGACAAGCCCAAGUUUGGCGGCGCGGGCAUCCGCAAGAAGCCAUGCAUUGGCCGCAUCUGCAUCGGCGGCGGCGCGGCCGCGGCCGCGGGCGGCGCGAGCGGCGGCGCCGGCGCAGCCUCCGUCGCUGCCUCGUCACAUGCUCCGGUGGCAGAGGCUCCGGUGGCCGAGGCUCCGGUGGCAGAGGCUCCGGUGGCAGAGGCUCCGGUGGCAGAGGCUCCGGUGGCAGAGGCGGAGGGCUUGCGCUUGCACCUCUCCAGCAGCAACAGCACCGGCUACAAAGGCGUGGCCAAGCAUGCUUCUGGCCGCUUUGUGGCAAGUCGCGGGGCCGACGGUAUAAAAUUCCACCUCGGCUUCUUCGGCACGGCGGUGGAGGCGGCGGUGGCGUACGCGCGGGCGGUCGAAGAGGCGGCGGCGGCGGCAACAGCGGCGGCGGCGGCGACAGCAGGGGCGGUUGAGGCGGGCGCUGAGCCGGCGGGAGCCGAGCCGACGGGAGCUGAGCAGCAAACUCGCUCCUCCAACCGCGGCGCGCGCCCGGUCGUGCGCUUUGCCCCGGCGGUGGCGACAGAGGCGGAGGGUUUGAAGCUGCACCUCUCCAGCAGCAGCAACACCGGCUACAAAGGAGUGCAGAAGCGCGACAAUGGCCGCUUUACGGCGCGAUACACGGACUGGAACUCUCGGGAGGUCGCAAUCGGGAGCUUCGACACGGCGGUGGAGGCGGCGGUGGCGUACGCGCGGGCGGUCGAAGAGGCGGCGGCGGCGGCGACAGCGGCGGCGGCGGCGACAGCAGGGGCGGUCUCUUGCGGCGGCUGGGAGGGCCUCGUCGACGGCUGGUACACGCGGACAGAGGUGCGACAAGCCGGCAGCACCGCCGGCAGUUGCGACACCUACUUCUUCUCGCCCGCCGGGAAGCGCUUCCGCUCGCGCGUCGAGCCCGGGCCGGUCGCAGGGCUGGGCGGCGACGUGUUUCGGGUCGAGGCGCUGCUCGCGCGGCGGCACGUCGGUGGAGAGGCCCAGUACUUGGUGCGCUGGGAGGACUACCCGCCCGAGCACGACAGCUGGGAGUGCGAGGACAACAUCUUCGACGAGAGCCUGAUCCGCGCCUUCAAUGCCAGCGCCGCGUCCUCGUCCAGCGGCGGCGCCUCCGAGUCGGCAGCAGGCCCUCGCGCCGGCGUUUCUUUUUCGUCCUCCCGGCUUCCGGCCUACCUCUCCACGCCUUCCCCUGGGCGGCCCCACGCGGCGGCCGGGCGGGCGCCGAGUUUGCAGGGCGCUUUGACCGGGGCGGAGCUGCCGCGGUUUGUGCAGCUUGCCUCGGCGGAGGGGGCGCCGGGCGGCGGUGUGCCACCCCCCACUUGCCUUUGCGGUGCGCUGGCCGUGCUGCGCAAGCGGCGCUGGUGGUGCGCCGACGAGGACGGCGGCUGCAGCUUCGAGCUGUGGGCGUGCGGUCGCACCGACGACGGCACCGCGGGCAUGCAGCCGCUGUGCGAGUGUGGCAGGCCGGCGGUGUGGAUGGGCAGGAGGUGGUGGUGCGUGCGCGCCGAUGGCGGGUGCGACUUUGAGUGGUCUCCUCCGCCGCCACCCGCGCCUCCAACGCUGGUGCCGCCCGAGGCGAUCGAACGGCAGAUGGCGCGUGACACCGCGGCGCUGCUCACGGCUGCCGCGCACGGCCCGCUCAACGCGUGGUCCUUCGUCGCACCAAGCGAUUUCGGGCUCGGGCUCUGGGCGCGGGCGCCUCUCCGGCGCGGGCAGGCGGUCGGCUUGUACUCCGGGCCGCGGCUGCCGUGCAGCUUGCAGCGGCGCGGCACGUGCGAGGCUGUGGUUGACGGUUUGGCGCGGCUGCAGAGGGCGGCGCGCGCAUCGCAGGGCGGCGAGGACGUCGAUGCGGCGUCGGCCGUCCUUGCUUGCUCAGUGGCGGACGAGACAGCGGCACCGCUCCCUUGGGGUGGCGAGCGAGGGGGCGACGCGCGCUUGCGGCUGCUGGUGCCGAGUCUAGCAAAGAAGUUGGCCGGGUUGCGAGCGCGCGUCGCGUCCUGCCAAUGGGGCAUCGUGGCGUCGCACUUGCCUGGACGCACCGGCGCCGAGUGCCGCGAGCGUUGGGCCGAGCUGCAUGCGGAGGCGGAGGCGGAGAUGGAGGAGAUGGAGGCGGAGGAGAUGGAGGAGGCGGAGGCGGUCGAGGUGGAGGCGUUCGAGGUGAGUGAUGAGGAGGGGGCGCAGGUGGAGUCGGGAGCGGAGGCUAUGGAGGUGGAUGCUGCGGUGGUGGUCGCUGAGGGCGAGGAGGAGCAGGAGGAAGAUGGCGUGGUAGAGGCCGCGGUGGAGGUGAGCAUGGUCGCCGAGUGCAAGAGCGCGAUGGCGUGCGCGCAAGCGCACAUCGCCAAGGUAGACGAGGGCGCCGCGGAAUGCGGCGGCGGGGAAGGCGAGGCCGACGGGGGCGGCGGCGAGGGCGAGGCGGAGGGCGGCGGCGGCGAGGGCGAAGUGGACGGCGGCGGCGGUGACGGCGGCACGGGCGGUGGCGGCGGUGACGGCGGCACGGACGGCGGCGGCGAAAAGGGCGAGGCCGACGGUGGCGGAGGCGACGGCGAGGCCGACGGUGGCGGCGGCGAGGGCGAGGCGGAGGGGGGCGGCGGCGACGGCGAGGUUGACGGCGGUGGCGGCGGGGGCGACGCUGAGGGCGGCGGCGGCGAGGGCGAGGUGGACGGCGGCGGCGGCGAGGGCGAGGCCGACGGCGGCGGCGGCGACGGCGAGGCGGACGGCGGCGGCGGCGACGGCGAGGCGGAGGGCGGCGGCGGCGAGGGCGACACGGACGGCGGCGGCGGUGAGGGCGAGGCCGACGGUGGCGGUGGUGACGGCGGCACGGACGGGGGCGGCGGCGACGGCGAGGCGGAGGGGGGCGGAGGCGAGGGCGAGGCCGACGGCGGCGGCGGCGAGGGCGAGGCCGACGGCGGCGGCGGCGAGGGCGAGGCCGACGGCGGCGGCGGCGACGGCGAGGCGGACGGCGGCGGCGGCGACGGCGAGGUUGACGGCGGUGGCGGCGAGGGCGACGCUGAGGGCGGCGGCGGCGAGGGCGGCACGGACGGUGGCGGAGGCGACGGCAAGGCGGAGGGAGGCGGCGGCGAGGGCGAGGCGGAGGGCGGCGGAGAUGGCGCCUCGCCGCCCCUCGUCGAAGUCGUCGGCGCGGGCGUUGACGGCCGCGAGCAGCCGCACGCCGAAGGCGACUGCAAGGCGGAGGGAGGCGGCGGCGAGGGCGAGGCGGAGGGCGGUGGAGGUGACUGCGGCUCGGACGGUGGCGGCGGCGACGGCGGCACGGACGGGGGCGGCGGCGAGGGCGAGGCCGACGGCGGCGGCGGAAAGGGCGAGGCCGACGGCGGCGGCGCCGAGGGCGAGGCCGACGGCGGCGGCGGCGACGGCGAGGCGAAGGGCGGCGGCGGCGACGGCGAGGUUGACGGCGGUGGCGGCGAGGGCGACGCUGAGGGCGGCGGCGGCGAGGGCGGCACGGACGGUGGCGGAGGCGACGGCAAGGCGGAGGGAGGCGGCGGCGAGGGCGAGGCGGAGGGCGGCGGAGGUGACGGCGGCACGGACGGGGGCGGCGGCGACGGCGAGGCGGAGGGGGGCGGAGGCGAGGGCGAGUCGGAAGGCGGCGGCUGCGAGGGCGGCACGUACGGUGGCGGCGGCGAGGGCGAGGUGGACGGCGGCGGCGGCGAGGGCGAGGCCGACGGCGGCGGCGGCGAGGGCGAGGCGGAGGGCGGCGGCGGCGACGGCGAGGCGGAGGGCGGCGGCGGCGGCGGCAAGGCGGAGGGCGGCGGCGGCGAGGGCGACACGGACGGCGGCGGCGGCGAGGGCGGCACGGACGGCGGCGGCGGCGACGGCGAGGCGGACGGCGGCGGCGGGGAGGGCGAGGCCGACGGUGGCGGUGGUGACGGCGGCACGGACGGUGGCGGAGGCGACGGCAAGGCGGAGGGAGGCGGCGGCGAGGGCGAGGCGGAGGGCGGCGGUGGUGACGGCGGCACGGACGGGGGCGGCGGCGACGGCGACACGGACGGCGGCGGCGGAGAGGGCGAGGCCGACGGUGGCGGUGACGGCGGCACGGACGGGGACGGCGGCGAAGGCGAGGUGGAGGGCGGCGGAGGCGAGGGCGAGGCGGAAGGCGGCGGAGGGAAGGGCGGCACGGACGGUGGCGGCGGCGACGGCGAGGUGGACGGCGGCGGCGUCGAGGGCGGCACGGACGGCGGCGGCGGCGACGGCGAGGCGGAGGGGGGCGGAGGGAAGGUCGGCACGGACGACGGCGGCGGUGAGGACGAGGCCGACGGCGGCGGCGUGGACGACGUCACGGACGACGGCGGCGACGGCGAGGCGCUCGCCGCCGGGGCGGGCUCCUCCUCCGGAGGCUCCUUGACCGACGGCAGCGCCUCGCCGCAAACCGCCGCCUUCUUGAGAGCCGUGUCGAUCUUGAUGACCGGCUUGAGCGCCGGGUCGUUCUUGAUGACGCCGGUCUCGUCAACGGAGGCCUCCGCGCCAGACUUUGCCGCAGCCUUCUUGAGGGCGCCCACGACGGUCGGGCGCUCAAACUUGGACCAGAAAACGGCGGGCGCGUGGGCGGCGAACAUAGCCUUGGCCUUGUCCGAGUCGAACGCGCCCGCGUCGGGCGCCUUUUCCGCGGCCGGGUCCUUCUUGAGGUGUUCGGAGACGGGAGAGAGAAUUGUUACCGGUGGGUGGGAAGCGAUGAGUGCCAGGAGAGAAUGCUGCGGCGCGCUCACCGUUGGGUCGGGCGUGUUGGAAACGGUCUUGGCCGGCUUCACGACCUCCUUGGCAACCUCCUCGGCGACGGGCGCCUCGGCGACGGGCGCCUCGGCGAUGGUGGCCUCCUCGGCGACUGCCUCCGCGGCGGCGGACACCUUGGCGGCGGCGGACUUGGCGGCGACCUCCUCGGUGGCGGACUCCUCGGCCUCCUCGCCGCCCGCGUCAAUGCCGUCCUUGAGCGGGCUGGGCUCGCUCUCGGGCGGGAUGCCGACAGCCUUGGCCUUGGCCUUACCCUUGGCCGAGUCGACCGUGCCCGCGGCGGGCGCCUCUGCCGCGGCCAGGUCUUUCUUGAUGAUGCUCUCGUCGGAGGCCGCCGCGCCAGACUUUGCGGGGACGUCCUUCACGAGGGCGUUCUUGGCGCCGUACGCCUGUGGGCCAGGGACGAUACGGCGGCGUUGGGACGGGAAGAUCGCGCUGAUAGGAUGA
Molecule: messenger RNA, 7434 nt
Organism: Emiliania huxleyi CCMP1516
Lineage: Eukaryota; Haptophyta; Isochrysidales; Noelaerhabdaceae
Exons: 11
Coding region: 1-7434 (2477 amino acids)
Biological process (GO): regulation of DNA-templated transcription
Molecular function (GO): zinc ion binding; DNA-binding transcription factor activity; sequence-specific DNA binding
Source: RefSeq, a predicted model, not a curated record